Messenger RNA from Lodderomyces theae, 1725 nucleotides. It is a transcript of the gene ASN1, whose product is annotated as asparagine synthase (glutamine-hydrolyzing) 2. NCBI's taxonomy places the organism in Eukaryota, Fungi, Ascomycota, Pichiomycetes, Serinales, Debaryomycetaceae. Bases 1 to 1725 code for a protein of 574 amino acids. The record is from RefSeq and is a predicted model, not a curated record. Gene Ontology annotation, cellular component: cytosol. Gene Ontology annotation, molecular function: asparagine synthase (glutamine-hydrolyzing) activity. The transcript has a single exon.
AUGUGUGGAAUCUUUGCCUGUUACAAAUGCCAAAACGUUGAAGAGUUCAAGCCAAAGGCUUUGCAAUACUCCAAACUAAUAAGACACAGAGGUCCAGAUUGGUCGGGUAAUGUCAUUGCCAACAACAACACCAUCUUGUGUCACGAAAGAUUGGCCAUUGUUGGUUUGGACUCUGGUGCUCAACCAAUUGUUUCUCCAGACGAAAGAUAUGUCUUGGCAGUCAAUGGUGAAAUCUAUAACCACAUUCAAUUGAGACAACAGUUUCCUGACUACAAAUACAAGAGUUUGAGUGACUGUGAACCUAUUAUCCCACUUUUCGAAAAAUAUGAUGUUGAUGCUCCAAAAUAUUUGGAUGGUAUGUUUGCUUGGGUUUUACACGACAAGAAAACUGAUCGUAUUGUUGCUGCUAGAGACCCAAUUGGUAUCACUACUUUGUAUUUGGGUAAAUCCUCCAAAUCACCAGAAACGAGAUAUUUUGCCUCUGAAUUAAAGUGUCUUGUUGCAGAAUGUGACCAAAUCGAAGCUUUCCCACCAGGACACAUUUAUGACUCAAACACCGACAAGAUUGUUAGAUAUUUCGAGCCUUCGUGGUGGGAUGGAUCCAAGAUUCCAACCACUCCAGUUGAUUACACCAAGAUUAGGGAGACUUUGGAGUUGGCUGUAAGAAAGAGAUUGAUGGCCGAAGUUCCUUAUGGUGUGUUGUUAUCAGGUGGAUUGGACUCGAGUUUAAUUGCCUCCAUUGCUGCCAGAGAAACUAAAAAGGCAUAUCUUGAGGCUGUAAAAUCUCAUGACCACGGGAUUGACGCCAACAAGGAGUUGUCAGGUGUGGACAACACCGGUGAAUUGCAUUCAUCUGUUGGUGUGAACCAAUUGCACUCAUUUGCUAUUGGAUUACCUGGUGCUCCAGAUUUGGUUGCUGCUGAAAAAGUUGCUCAAUACAUUGGCACCAUCCAUCAUUCACACACUUUUACCUUGGAAGAAGGUAUCGAUGCUCUUGAUGAUGUUAUUUACCAUUUGGAAACUUAUGACGUCACUACAAUUAGAGCAUCAACCCCCAUGUACUUGUUGUCAAGAAAGAUCAAGGCUCAAGGUGUCAAGAUGGUUUUAUCUGGUGAAGGAUCUGACGAAAUCUUUGGCGGUUACUUGUACUUUGCCAAUGCACCAAACGCCGCUAGUUUCCACGAGGAAUGUGUCAAGAGAGUCAAGAACUUGCAUUACGCCGAUUGUCUCAGAGCCAACAAGUCAACCAUGGCUUGGGGAUUGGAAGCUAGAGUUCCAUUUUUGGAUAAACAAUUUUUGGAAGUUUGUAUGAAUGUUGACCCUAAAGACAAGCUCAUCACUAAAGAUCACAUUGAGAAAUAUAUCUUGAGAAAAGCUUUUGAUACUAAAGAAAACCCAUACUUACCUGACGAAAUUUUGUGGAGACAAAAGGAACAGUUUUCCGAUGGGGUUGGAUAUUCAUGGAUCGAUUGUUUGAAAGAUACGGCUGAGAGAUUGGUUAGUGACGAAGACUUACAAAACCCUAAACCAGAAUGGGGUGACGAUAUUCCACAAACUAAAGAAGCUUAUUGGUAUAGAUGCAAGUUUGACAAGAUGUUCAACAACUCAAAAGCUGCAGCUUCAACGGUCAUGAGAUGGGUACCUAAAGCUGAAUGGGGCUGUCAUUCUGAUCCAUCAGGAAGAUACGCAUCAACCCACGACCACAAGGUCGACAACAAGGAUUAG